Molecule: messenger RNA, 2637 nt
Organism: Ziziphus jujuba (common jujube)
Lineage: Eukaryota; Viridiplantae; Streptophyta; Magnoliopsida; Rosales; Rhamnaceae
Product: protein NARROW LEAF 1
Exons: 7
Coding region: 382-2196 (604 amino acids)
Source: RefSeq, a predicted model, not a curated record
GAUAGAUAUAGCUUUGAUUGGAAUUGAAUUAUUUGGGUGUGAAAGAGUGCGCUACUUUUGGGGAGCAAAUAUGGAUGGGUCCUUAUUCUUCUCCACCAAACUAAAUAUCAAAGGGAUCCAAGAAAAAGUUGUAUUUCUCUUUUCCCACUUCUUCCUCUCCAUCCAUUAACAUCUUCAGACAGCUAAACCAAGUGUGAUGAUCCAUAUGAGAAGCAAAAUAAGAAAGUGAAAAAAAAAAAAAAAGGUAAUUGUGAGCGUACAAUCUUUGAUCUUGAAGAAAGAUGGAUGUGCUUGGAAAUCUGUACUAGGGCAUGAGAAUCUUCCAGGGGCUUUGUUUUCACUCCCCCAUCACGGCUCCGCCAUUGCUGAUCGGAGAGCUGAAUGAUGGACAGGAUCAGAUUGGAUUUAAGAUUUCAUCAUUCUGGAUCAACACAAUCAGAGGAGUCUGCUUUGGACUUGGAGAGGCCUUACUGUGGUCAUCCUAAUUUUCCCUCAUCUAGUCCAUCUCCACUCCAGCCUUUUGCAUCUGGUGGUCAGCACUCUGAGAGCAAUGCCGCCUACUUUUCCUGGCCUACAUCAAGUCGGUUGAAUGAUGCAGCAGAAGAUAGAGCAAACUAUUUUGGAAAUCUGCAGAAGGGUGUCCUCCCUGAAACUUUAGGGCGGUUGCCAUCAGGGCAACAAGCUACCACCUUGCUUGAGCUAAUGACAAUUAGGGCCUUCCAUAGUAAGAUUUUGCGUCGGUUCAGUCUUGGCACAGCAAUUGGUUUUCGGAUUAGAAGGGGUGUGUUAACAGACAUUCCAGCUAUUCUUGUCUUUGUCGCUCGUAAAGUUCACAGGCAAUGGCUAAACCAUGUGCAGUGCCUACCUGCUGCUCUUGAGGGGCCAGGAGGUGUAUGGUGUGAUGUGGAUGUUGUGGAAUUCUCCUAUUAUGGUGCACCUGCUGCAACUCCUAAAGAGCAAUUAUAUAAUGAACUUGUGGAUGGCUUGAGGGGAAGUGAUCCAUGCAUUGGUUCUGGUUCCCAGGUUGCAAGCCAAGAGACUUAUGGAACCUUGGGUGCUAUUGUGAAAAGCAGAACAGGAAAUCGGCAGGUUGGUUUUCUUACGAAUCGGCAUGUGGCAGUUGAUUUGGACUAUCCAAACCAGAAAAUGUUUCAUCCUUUGCCACCAAGCCUUGGACCUAGUAUUUAUCUGGGUGCUGUGGAGAGGGCAACGUCUUUUAUCACGGAUGACCUUUGGUAUGGCAUUUUUGCCGGAACAAACCCAGAAACAUUUGUGCGGGCUGAUGGCGCCUUCAUUCCUUUUGCGGAAGAUUUUGACAUAACAAAUGUAGCUACAACUGUAAAAGCAGUAGGAGAGAUAGGUGAUGUCAACAUCAUCGACUUGCAGUCACCUAUCAACACACUCAUAGGAAGGCAAGUGGUCAAAGUGGGCCGAAGUUCAGGCUUGACUACCGGAAACAUUAUGGCAUAUGCCCUAGAGUACAAUGAUGAGAAAGGAAUCUGUUUCUUUACUGAUUUUCUUGUUGUUGGUGAGAACCAGCAGACAUUUGAUUUGGAAGGUGACAGUGGGAGCCUCAUUCUUUUAACUAGUCAGAAUGGAGAGAAGCCACGGCCAGUUGGGAUCAUUUGGGGAGGGACAGCUAACAGGGGUCGCUUGAAACUAAAAGUGGGUCAACCACCUGAGAAUUGGACCAGUGGUGUUGAUCUUGGACGCCUUCUUGAUCUCCUUGAACUUGACCUUGUCACAACCAAUGAAGGGCUUCAAGCUGCGCUACAAGAGCAAAGAAAUGCUUCAGUUGCAGGAAUUGAUUCUACAGUUGGGGAGUCGUCGCCCAUGGACCGGAUGCCAUUUAAAGAUAAACUUGAUGAGAACUCUGAACCACUUGCAUUGAAUAUUCGACCAGUUCCAGUUGAAGGUGAGUCCUGUCAAGGACUGAUCCCAACGUUCAUACACAAUGAGUUUCACAUAGAAAAUGGAAUUGAAACAGGUCCGAAUGUAGAACACCAGUUUAUUCCGAGUUUUACUGACAGAUCCACAGCGAAUAAAAGCAGCCAAGAGGAUAACGCUGGAUCGAAAAACCUCUCGGCGUUGAGGAAUGGUUGUGAUGAAGAUAUUUGUGUUUCAUUACAGUUAGGUGAGCCUGAAGCAAAGCGAAGAAAGAGCUUAAAUUCAUCCGGAAGUGAAGAGCCAAAGUAGGAAGAAGUAAAUUAAUUCACUUUUCUUGGGGUUAACAGUCUUACAAAGACAUAGUUGCUUUCUUGAUGCUGGCUUCAAAGCCAUGACUCGUGCUUCUGAAUUGAAAUUAUCUCAAGACAUGAGACUGCACUGACGACAUUAGGUUUGUCCCUCCAGCAUUGGUUACUACUGUUUUCUUCUUGUUCAUUUUGGUUUAAAAUUAUAGGGUUACAUAUGUGGGGUCAUACAAUAUUUUAUAGAGAGAUAAGUUUAGGUGGUACCAUGUCGUGAGUUUUCUUUGAUGUGUAUCCCCUAUUCCCUUUACUGGAAGUCUUGUACCAUAAGCACUCCUCAAGUAGGAGUAUGAAUAGGUAAGGAAAAUCAAAAAAUGUAAAAUGUUAUUUUUGGCAAGCCACAACAGCUUGUUCAGAUCUCAAUGAUAAGAUGCCUUUCUUUGUGGCA